CGGGGCUCCGCCAACGGUAGGUAGAGUACUCGACCUGCACCGCGCCCCUCUCUGCUGCCUCCUUCGUCCUGUCCCUCCAAGCCGGACGGGGUUCUCUUGCUGGUGCUAUUUCUCUCGCUUUGCGUUGCCUUGCUUUUGUCUUGACCCGUCCACCUGCUUGCGAGGGCUGCUGACCUUCUUCUCCAACGCGACUUACUACUACUUAAUACACAACACAUAUAACAUACCUUCAUAUCAUAUACACAGCCCCAGAGAGAAAGCGAAGAGCGCGUAUACAGAAUCGGCCUGCCACGCGUAAACAACAAUAAUGGCGUCGGACCAACCCCAGGCACAGUCGAAAAAGGUGUCGAUAUUCCGACGCUUCUCCAGACGAGACCGAGGCGAUACCCCUCCAUCGCCUUUUCUUAUGAACCAGGGCAUCCGCCCGCCCGUUCAACGAGCACCACGAAGACUGCAGCGGAACCGCUCCCACGCACCUGCACCCGCUCCCGUCGGCCUCCUCACACCACCGCCAUCUCCGCCAGAAAAAAGCUCCUUCGACUCCAGCGAGGCAUCCACAUGUUACCGUCAGCCUGCUCGCAGCCACUUCACCAUCCCUAUGCAUUCGUCAGGCUCACGAGAACGCGUCGUGCCCAACGCUCUGCUCACCAAACCCUUUCCCGGGAACCCCCAAAUCACAUCAUGGGACAUCUUCCUUCCCCCUUCGCAAAUGUACUCGCUCUAUCUUGGCCACGCCCCGCAGGAAAUGGAGGACAAGUGGUUCAUCUACAGCGAGGGGCCAGACCAAGCUGGCAAGCUCAAAGUCCACUUUCACCGGAGUUGGACCGGCACCAAAGUCGCUGAGCUGUUCGUCGUCAUGGACACAAAAGGUGAGGGUGCAGGCAAGAUUGUCGGCAUCAAAUGGAAUGGCGGCAAAGACACAAACUGGAUGAGUGAGGAAGCGGCCAAGUACUCGAUCCGCACCGCCUGUCAGUGUCAAUUGAAUGUCCAUUUAGAAGAGUGAGAGAGUGAGAGCGAGUUUGAGACGGCCUGACGAAUUUGAUGUUACCAGGCCGGCGUUUUAAUGACUGGUGUUAGCGAUGCCCAGUAUGUUAAUAUGGCCUACUGCGAUUUUCCAAAGAAGCCCUUUAGCCCUCGUACUACGAAGUAUGACCUUUUCCGAAUAUACGAUUUAUGAAUGUCUGAUCUGCUGCCACCUUUUACUUCCAGAUAACAAGUACAUGUAUGUUUGACCAUGUGGCUUUUCUUUUCGAAUGGACCAUCUUCGGAUACCGAAUUUUGCAGACUUUAGGUUUGCACCACGGAG
Messenger RNA from Bipolaris sorokiniana ND90Pr, 1306 nucleotides. RefSeq lists its product as uncharacterized. The coding region runs from base 308 to 1003 and encodes 231 amino acids. NCBI's taxonomy places the organism in Eukaryota, Fungi, Ascomycota, Dothideomycetes, Pleosporales, Pleosporaceae. The transcript has 2 exons. The record is from RefSeq and is a predicted model, not a curated record.